UUGGAUGAGGGACCAAAACAAAAUAUGUGCGGUGUGCUUUUUAUUUAAGACCGGCUUUAUAAGUGUGUUUUACAGUUAUAUAUACUUACAAUUUUAGUUAGCUGUUUGUUCCGCUGCUUAACGUUCAGUCGACAACACGCAAGGUUAUUAAAACACGACAGUAGCGUCAGUUUGUUGUUGUUUAUAGGACAUACAGUGAGAUAUUUAUAGAUCUGAUUUGACAGAAUGGACAGACCUUCCAGAAGUAAGAAGACUGUCAACUAUUCAGAUUUCCAAGACGAUGAUGAUGAGGAUUUUGCCUGUGUGAAACCUCCUCCCAAAAAAGCUCGAACAGAUCCUGAUUCUGAGAAAUCAAGCAAGACCACAAGUACACCUGCAAAUGGGGAUGUUGAUCUCGCCAGCUCUGAAAGCAGAAAGAGGGUGUCUCUGGAUGCUAAACGUUAUGAAAGAGAUUUAGAGGAAGCCCUAACACUGUCAUUGCUAGAAACUUCAAAAAUACAAGACGGAGAGCCUACAACCAAAUCAGAUGGACAUUCUGCUGAUAAUGAUGGUGGAUCUCGGCCUCCACAAUGUGCACCACCUGUUUUAAUACACUGCAGUGCUGAUGUUAUACAUCCAGCAGGUGAUGACCAGCCUCGUCCAGAAUCUCCACCUGUGCUGUUAAACUGUAGCAUUGAUGGCAGAAGUUUAGGACUGAAUAUAAUCAGCUUGGACUCGUCCCCUCCCAAGCCUUCUAAACGGACAGAAUCCUCAGAAAAGCGGAGAAAAUCACAGAAAGAGAAGAACGACAAACACGAUGAUGACUACCAGCCGCAAAACACACCAGAUUCAGAAAGUGAUGCUGAUUUCACUGAGGAAGAUGAGAACGAUGAGGAUGAAACUUUCACUGUAAAGAAGAAAAAGGACAAAGGGGUGAAGCAAAAGACUGAAAAAAAGGCCACGCCGGCUGUGAAGGAAAAGAAAGAGAAAAAGCCGACUAAAGCCGUGAAAGCUAAAAGCGCAGCUCCCAGUCCAUCAGUCUGUCGGAGUCCAGCCACUCCUGUGUCUGUAUCGAAGAAAACGCCCUCAACUCCACCGAUCUCCAAACCUGCGGUCUGCUCCAGUCCUGCAGGGGGCAGACUGCCAAAGUGGAAUCCUCCAGGUAUGGUUGGCCGGAGUCCCGGUGGAUCUCAGAAUGGGUCCUUAAAGUCUCCAGGACAGGGGCUGCGUUUAGGACUGUCCCGUCUGGCUCGAGUCAAACCCCUUCAUCCUAAUGUUGCUGCAAACUAAACAGACUUGUUUUAAAGAAAAAAUAUAAGUCCAGCAGAGGUUUCACCGGUAAGAGAAAAUCAGAAGUCUUAAGAGAGAAAAGACUAAGUUGGAUAUUUUUAUGCUGAAGUUUGUUCAUAAUUUAAAACCUUUCAUCCCACAUUUACAAUGACACUCAGGGAAUGAAUGACUUUUGUUGUGGUUUUAGUAUUUUU
This is a messenger RNA of Danio aesculapii, 1463 nucleotides long. RefSeq names its product RAD51 associated protein 1 (gene rad51ap1). NCBI's taxonomy places the organism in Eukaryota, Metazoa, Chordata, Actinopteri, Cypriniformes, Danionidae. The transcript has 10 exons. Bases 226 to 1269 code for a protein of 347 amino acids. The record is from RefSeq and is a predicted model, not a curated record. Gene Ontology annotation, molecular function: double-stranded DNA binding; single-stranded DNA binding. Gene Ontology annotation, biological process: interstrand cross-link repair; double-strand break repair via homologous recombination.